This is a messenger RNA of Chondrus crispus (carragheen), 1158 nucleotides long. RefSeq lists its product as hypothetical. Gene Ontology annotation, molecular function: anthranilate phosphoribosyltransferase activity. The transcript has a single exon. Gene Ontology annotation, cellular component: cytosol. The record is from RefSeq and is a predicted model, not a curated record. The coding region runs from base 1 to 1158 and encodes 385 amino acids. NCBI's taxonomy places the organism in Eukaryota, Rhodophyta, Florideophyceae, Gigartinales, Gigartinaceae. Gene Ontology annotation, biological process: L-tryptophan biosynthetic process.
AUGGAGCACUCGACCUACGCAUUUCAAUCAACGUUCCUCGGCGCGAACCCUUCACGGUUGCCGUCACUUUCGCCACUGAAACAUUGCAAAUCGAGUUUCCGCCCAAUAUGGAGGAGGAAUCGGUUCCCGCAAUGUUCAAUGCGUCCUUAUCUGGAGAAGCUUGUGAAACUGGAAAAUCUUACGCUAGACGAUGCCAGAACCGCUACUGAUUACGCAGUGAGUGGUGACGCACAUGACGCCGAGAUUGCAGCAUUUCUGAGUCUUCUCAGCGCUAAAGGGGAGACAGUUGCAGAGGUUUCAGGAAUAGUUGCUUCUAUGCAGCAUCACAUGGUGCAAGUUCAAGAGAACCAUGACGUCCUUGAUAUUGUUGGUACUGGUGGCGAUGGCGCAAAUACGGUCAACAUUUCCACAGCCUCGUCGAUCGUUGCUGCUGCCGCGGGUUGUCGAGUGGCAAAGCACGGUAACCGCUCUGUCAGCUCGAAAAGCGGCAGUGCCGAUGUCUUGGAAGAGCUCGGCGUCCAGCUCUUGCUGUCACCAAAAGGUGUUCUUAACUGUGUCGAUGAAGCUGGAAUCGGCUUUAUGUUUGCACCUAACUUCCACCCGGCCAUGAAAAUCGUCGGCCCGGUGCGCAAAGCAAUGAAGAUCCGAACUGUCUUCAAUGUCAUCGGACCGUUGCUCAACCCAUGUCUCGCGAAAUGUGCUGUAAUUGGUGUGUACGAGUUAAAUCUUCUUGAUUUGAUGGCUGAAGUUCUUAUAUCAACAGGAGUAAAGAGAGCCGUUGUUGUCCACACUGAAGGGCUAGAUGAAUAUAGUAAUACGGGCGUUUCGCAAGUCAUUGAGGUGAAGGGUGGCCAAAAGGAGAGAUACGCAUUUGAUCCAAAAGCCGAGCUAGGGAUGCCAAAAGCGGAGAUUUCAGACUUGAGAGGGGGCGACGCCCGUUACAAUGCGGAUAUCAUCAGGCGCGUAUUGAGUGGUGAACUGGAAGGCCCUAUCACGAAUGCGAUCGCUCUCAAUGCUGGGGUAGGCUGCUAUGUCUAUGGGGUUGCAGAUUCAGUCAAGGAGGGGGUGGACCUUGCAAAAGGCGUGCUGAAAACGGGGAAGCCACUGCAUACAUUGGAAACAUGGGCAGCAGUGUCGCAGUUAUCGAAAGACAUGUAA